AUGGGGCUCAGGAUACUCAUGUGCAUGGAAAGAAGCCUCCAGCAGCAGGCAGAGCUAAAUAAUGGGCAAGGGAGAUUAGAUAGCUGGGUUAAAUAA
Blumeria graminis f. sp. triticale is the source of this 96-nucleotide messenger RNA. Lineage: Eukaryota; Fungi; Ascomycota; Leotiomycetes; Helotiales; Erysiphaceae. The record is from the annotation of a GenBank genome assembly.